This is a messenger RNA of Solanum verrucosum, 2246 nucleotides long. RefSeq names its product long chain acyl-CoA synthetase 4. The coding region runs from base 88 to 2064 and encodes 658 amino acids. Gene Ontology annotation, molecular function: long-chain fatty acid-CoA ligase activity. The record is from RefSeq and is a predicted model, not a curated record. Gene Ontology annotation, biological process: fatty acid metabolic process. Lineage: Eukaryota; Viridiplantae; Streptophyta; Magnoliopsida; Solanales; Solanaceae. Gene Ontology annotation, cellular component: membrane; endoplasmic reticulum. The transcript has 19 exons.
UGUGUUAUUACACAUAUAUAUACAAACAUAUAUUGACAUUUUUUGUGUGUUUGUGUUGGAAGGAAGAAAAAAGAAGAGGGAUCAAGAAUGGCACCAGAAAAGUUCAUUGUUGAAGUUGAACCAGCAAAGCCUGCUAAAGAUGGAAGACCAUCAAUGGGUCCUGUUUACAGAAGUCUUUUUGCUAAGGAUGGAUUUCCUCCACCUAUUCCUGGACUUGAUAGUUGUUGGGAUAUUUUUCGUUUGUCAGUGGAGAAAUAUCCUAACAAUCGAAUGCUUGGACACCGUGAGAUUGUAGAUGGAAAACCUGGAAAGUAUGUGUGGAUGUCUUACAAAGAAGUAUAUGACAUUGUGAUCAAAGUAGGAAAUUCCAUCCGUAGCUGUGGUGUAAAUAAGGGAGACAAAUGUGGUAUCUAUGGUGCUAAUUGCGCUGAGUGGAUAAUAAGCAUGGAGGCAUGCAAUGCUCAUGGACUUUACUGUGUUCCUCUGUAUGACACCUUAGGUGCUGGUGCAGUGGAAUUUAUCAUUUCCCAUGCUGAGGUUACAAUUGCUUUUGUCGAAGAGAAAAAACUUCCUGAGCUUCUGAAAACUUUUCCUAAUGCAUCGAAGUACUUGAAGACUAUUGUGAGUUUCGGGAAGGUCACUCCUCAACAGAAGGAAGAGGUUGAAAAGUUUGGGGUGGUUCUGUACUCCUGGGAUGAGUUUCUACAACUGGGAAGCGAAAAACAGUUUGAUCUUCCUGUGAAAAAGAAGGAAGACAUUUGUACAAUAAUGUAUACUAGUGGAACGACUGGAGACCCCAAAGGUGUCUUGAUUUCAAAUACUAGUAUUGUUACUCUUAUAGCUGGAGUAAAGCGUCUGCUUGAGAGUGUGAAUGAGUCGUUGACAGUGGAUGAUGUGUUUCUUUCGUAUCUUCCCCUGGCACAUAUCUUCGAUCGAGUGAUUGAAGAGUGUUUCAUUAAUCAUGGUGCCUCAAUAGGAUUUUGGCGAGGGGAUGUCAAAUUACUAACUGAAGAUAUUGGAGAGCUGAAACCAACUAUCUUCUGUGCUGUACCUCGGGUACUGGACAGAAUAUAUUCAGGUUUGCAAUAUAAAAUUACUUCUGGUGGUCUGCUCAAAAGCACCUUGUUCAAUCUUGCCUAUGCUUACAAACACCGCAAUUUGAAGAAGGGGCAAAGCCACGUUGAAGCUUCUCCGCUUUCUGACAAAGUCGUUUUCAGUAAGGUAAAAGAAGGGUUAGGAGGCAGAGUACGCCUUAUAUUGUCUGGAGCAGCACCCCUUGCAUCUCAUGUGGAAGCUUUUUUGCGAGUUGUGGGAUGUUGUCACGUUCUUCAAGGAUAUGGUUUAACUGAAACAUGUGCUGGUACAUUUGUGUCACUACCAAACCACUAUGAUAUGCUUGGUACGGUUGGUCCUCCAGUGCCCAAUGUGGAAGUGUGCCUGGAGUCCGUCCCUGAAAUGUCAUAUGAUGCCCUGUCAAGCACGCCACGUGGAGAAGUAUGCGUGAGGGGGGACACUCUUUUUUCAGGCUAUUUCAAGCGUGAAGACCUAACAAAAGAAGUCAUGAUUGAUGGGUGGUUCCACACAGGUGAUGUUGGCGAGUGGCAACCUAAUGGUAGCUUGAAAAUAAUUGAUCGCAAGAAGAACAUUUUCAAGUUAUCACAAGGUGAAUAUGUUGCUGUUGAAAAUUUGGAGAAUAUCUAUGGCGAUAAUCCUAUUAUUGACUCGAUAUGGAUAUACGGAAACAGUUUUGAGUCUUUCCUUAUUGCUGUUAUUAACCCAAACGAACGAGCAAUUGAACACUGGGCCGAACAUAAUGGCAUAUCUGGGGAUUUUGCUUCCUUGUGUGAAAAUGCGAAAGUGAAAGAGUAUAUAGUUGGAGAGCUUGCAAAAACUGGAAAAGAAAAGAAGCUGAAGGGCUUUGAGUUCAUAAAAGCUGUACACCUUGAUCCUCUUCCAUUUGACAUGGAACGAGACCUUCUAACUCCAACAUUCAAGAAGAAAAGACCCCAGUUGCUCAAAUACUAUAAGGAUGUGAUUGACAACAUGUACAAGGGUACCAAAUGAACCUAACAGCUGAGGUUACCUGUCCCUUUUUUUACUUUUGAUCUUUCAAUCUUAAUUUAUCUUCUUUUUUUUGUUGUUGGUACUGUAUAUAUCACAUGAAAAUGAUGAAGUUGUUUUAUCAAACUGGGUUUGACUGUAGUACAAGUGAAUUUGUUUAUUUUAUGUUCAGUAUUAUUUAUUUA